This is a messenger RNA of Notechis scutatus (mainland tiger snake), 1012 nucleotides long. NCBI's taxonomy places the organism in Eukaryota, Metazoa, Chordata, Lepidosauria, Squamata, Elapidae. The record is from RefSeq and is a predicted model, not a curated record.
UUUCUUGCUAAGAUUUUGCAGAGAGAAGGACGCCAGGCGAGGAACGCAAUGGCCCAGGCGCCUCUUUCCAGCUAUGUUUGAAAUCAUCUGUUCCCCUGUAUAAAGAUGUCACUGGUGGACCUGGGGAAGAAGCUCCUGGAAGCGGCCCGCCAAGGCCAGGAUGACGAAGUCAGGCUGCUGAUGGCCAACGGAGCCCCCUUCACCACUGACUGGCUGGGAAUAUCGGCCCUUCAUCUCGCCGCUCAGCACGGCCAUUAUUCGACGGCUGAAGUCCUACUCCGGGCCGGAGUGAGUCGAGAUGCUCGGACCAAGGUGAACCGGACGCCCCUCCAUAUGGCGGCUGCGGAUGGUCACUGCCACGUUGUCGAGCUGCUGGUCAGGAACGGCGCCAACGUGAACGCCAAGGACAUGCUGAAGAUGACCGCCCUGCACUGGGCCACCGAACACAACCACCGAGAUGUCAUCGAGCUGCUUCUCAAACACGGGGCGGACGUCCACGCCUUCAGCAAAUUUGGCAAGUCCGCUUUCGACAUCGCUUUGGACAAGAAAAAUCCCGAAACUCUGUUGCUGCUGCAGGAAGCGAUGCAGAAUCUAGUCACCGCCAACCCCGAGAGGCUGCAUGAUGUCCCAGGCUCUGUGACGGUGACCCAGCCCUUCAUUCUGGUUUCCGGAGAAUUGCUGAACCUGGCCAGCCUCGUUUCUUCAGUGGAUACCAAAGCAACCUCAGGAGAUUCCAUUGUUUCCAGGGGGCGGUUUCUAGACUCUGCCACCUCUGUCCUUGCUACCCUGGCGGCCAUUGCAGAGGCCUCUGGCCCCAUUUCCAGUGCCAACCAAAUUCCUGCUGUCUCGGGAGAAAUUGUGGAAACUCUACCAGCCGACGCUUCCCUCCGGCAGGCGGUCGGUAGCGGCCAGCACGUCCUCACACUUGUGACGGAGGGCGUCCCUCUGGGUCAUCUGCCGGCCGCUCACCUGGGGCAACAGUUCAUUGUAAUGAUGCAGAAGGAGCAGGAAG